AGGGUUUGUGCGUAAAAAUUAAUUCGAGAUAUUUCUACACGACACUGUCAUGCUGAUUUUUCUGUCUUGUUGCUUUUAGGAGGAACCCGAGGAGUCGAUGGCACAAAGUCCUGACAGGUAUAAAUCGCCACAAGAAAAAAGACUCAGCAUCGAGAACGUGCGACAUGUCGGCCUAACUCAAGACGCCAAGACGAGCAGCCGACAACGAGUAGAGUCGGCUGAAGACAGAAAUAUACCACAUACUCAAGUUCCUCAGCGACAUUCAGGUACUGUAACUAACCAACAACCAACAGUGUCAAAAGCUAAAAAAUCUGAAAAUAACGGUGCUAAAUCGAAGCCUUCCAAUGGAGCUUUUGAGAUGGGAAUAAAAAGUAUGGAAGUCGAGGACGAUUCGUUUGUUGUUCAGACAGUGGAGAUAAUUAAAAGACCUGGCCAGACAUUGGGCUUUUAUAUUAGAGAAGGAAAUGGCUUUGACAGACAAGAUGGCGUGUUCAUUUCAAGAAUUCAGAUGGGAACUGUUGCAGAAAGUAAUGGCUUGCUGCACGUCGGGGAUGAAAUAUUGACUGUAAAUAAUGUCAAGGUUAGUAAAAUGUCACUUGAUGACGUUGUUAUACUCAUGUCAAUUCCAAAGAAGUUAGUUUUAACUAUUAGGACUACAAGAAAUUGCAAUAAAAAUAAAUCAUGUCCAUCCUUAGCACUGACUGAGAGAGAUGAAACACCAAUUGUUGUUCUCAAGAAGGGCCGAUCAUCAUCCGCUUCUCAGCUGGAACUAACUGAGAAAUGCCCUGAUGCCUUUCAAUCAUAUGCUCAUCAUCCCUUUCAUCCAUCUGACUAUAUUUCUAAAAAGGAAACUUGCCAUGAAAAGCCUACCUCAUCACGUUACGCCAGUAUUUUUAUUUCCCCUCAGAGAGCAGAAGCCAGACUCUUGGUUGACGAAUCUAUGGAUAGUGGUAAUUCCAGUGAUGGUUCUUUACCCCGUAGUCAUGGAAGCCGUGGUAGUCAUGGUAGUCAUGGCAGUGGAGAUUCAGGACCAAGAGAUCGUCCAUAUGCAAGUGCAGGUAUUCAAGACAGUGAUAUAUUAGAAAGUCCAGGUUCCUACCUUAGCCCAUCUUCAACCAUGUUAAGUCAGUACAGUUUUACUGGUGACAGAGAUUAUCUAAAAUACCUUCUUCCUGAAGGACUUAGCAGGAAAUCAACACCAAAGUCUCCUUCAAAGUCUGCAACAAUUUCUCCCAAUAUUCCACUUUUGCGGUCGAGUGGCCAUUUGUCGGAUGAAAGUCAGGGAAUAUACAGCAGCAGCUCUGAAUCUCCAUAUGCAUCUGCCCAGUCUUACAGAGACUAUGUGUCUUACAGAGGAUACCAUGAUGAUCGUAAAGCUCAAGAAAGGUUACGAGAUCUUCUACAUUCCAAAUCUAGGUACAACAGGUUGCUUCGGAGUCGUUCUCCAGAGUGCUAUAAUUCUGAUUCGGAAAUUAUUUAUACCCACUCCCGCCCAGUAGAUACUAGAGGAUUUGCUUCUGAUUAUGAGACAUACGCUGGAGCAAUAAGUGAUGAUGAUGGUCCUGUGUAUUCUAUUCCCCAUAUUCCAGCUAGCAGCAGUUCGGAGCUUCAGCAGUUGUUAAAGAAGUUCACAACUCUGUCUCAGGAGUUGCAGCAAGAACAGUGCAAGUUACAACGUCAACUUUCAGCUAGAGACAAGUCAAGAUCAUCAACCAUGUCGCUUCCAAAGCCUGUCGAUUCUGCAUCUCAAGAUGACUUCAUGCAGCGAGGCGCGAUGACACUGGGACGGUCGUCUCCCCUUCCCUCGCGGCGGGCCGCCUCAACGCAGACUCCCGGCAACAUCCACACGAGGCUCACACGGAAACCCAGCCAGGAACUGGCACAGAUGGGCAGCCGCAGUACCUACCAGCUGGAGGACAGCUCCGACUCCCCCCACGACCAGCGCAUGGCUCCCCCCGUUCACUCGAGUUCCAGAGGCAGCAUGAUCACCGGUGGCAUACCGAUAUCUACCUCACAGUCCGGCACGUCGCUCUCCGACCGGACCAAAUUGCUGGAGGGCGGCAUUCGGGCAUCAGCCCGCUUCCGGGACCUGCAGUUCACCAAGAAGCCCUUGCAUAUACCGUACAGCGAGUUCGAGCCCUACAAGGCCGACAUUCGCAAGCGGGUCGAGAUCAACCGGACAUCGGGCCUCGAUGGCCUCUUGUGUAUUCAUGUCAUGUCCGGCCAGGGCCUGAAAUCUUCCAAGACCAGUCUCCGAGACCUGUACUGUGUCGUGGCUGUUGACUCCAUCAACAAGGCAAGGACUAUGAUACGCACUGGUGCUAUAAACUUCGACUGGGACGAGGCGUUCGAUGUAGAUCUGGAGGAUUCCAAAGAGGUGUCCUUCUUAGUGUAUCACUGGGAUCCCAACUACAAGCAUAGGCUGUGUUUUCACGGGUCCGUUCUCUUACCGGGUUAUGUUCUUAGUGGGCACAAGAAAUUUGUGGCAAUAAAAAUGGAACCUAAAGGAAUUUUAUUCGUAGCUCUUCUAUAUAAGGAACCUGCCAUUUCCCUCCAACGAUUGCCUUCUGUUAAGAAAAACGCUCUGUUCGGGUCGGAUUUAGAGGAAGUGAUACUACGUGAGAAAUCGGGUUUAAAUUUUCCAUUGAUUGUUCACAAGUGUCUUGAGGAGAUAGAGAGACGGGGACUGGAGACUGUGGGGAUUUAUCGGCUCUGUGGCUCCGCCAGGAGAAAGGCACUACUCAGGGAGGCCUUUGAGAAAAACGUUCAGGCAGUAGAUCUGUCACCGGAAAAUGUUUCUGAUGUGCACGUCAUCACAGGUGUGUUAAAGGACUACCUGCGAGAGCUGCCGGAGCCGCUGUUCACCAACGCGCUGUAUCAGAUGCUGCUCGACGCCCUCAGUGUGCGGUUGCCGAGCGACCCUGAAGGGAGUGCUACGCUGAUGCUCAGUAUUUUAGAGUGCCUUCCUAAAGCCAAUCAGGAUACAAUGACUCGACUGUUGAACCACCUGCGGUUGGUAGCGUCUCACAGCGACAAGAACAAGAUGACUCUUGAAAACCUGGCUAUCUGUUUUGGUCCUGUCCUCCUGUGUCCUUCACCUUCCACCUCCACCGAUGCUGCUCUCGACUUCAAGAAACACAUCGAGGUCCUACUGUACCUGCUGCAGAUCUGGGACGACAACAGUACCAACUCCACCUCCAAGUCAUCAACAGGGGACACUGUAGUCUCUGUUGAAACACAAUCAGCAACAGGCGACGAACAGCAGCCGAGAGUUGAGAGAAUUGCAAUGGAUGGUGAUUGAACAGUCUUACGGCAGAUCUCGCUAUAAUACUAGCAUUCCCUUCUCCAUUUCUGUCGAUCGGUCUCUUGGAGUAACCCGCUGCUGAUGGCAUAGAAGAAAGCUCAAGAUUCUCUGUAAUACCUUGGUUGUGAACAUAAUCAAAAUUAACACGUACAUCUGUUACAGUUCUCAUUCAGUGGAGUCGGUAUCAGUCCACAGUUUUGUGUUGCCAGUGUAUUUCUGUGUAUCAAUGGGUCAACUCUCAACGAAUGUAUAUAUUUUGUUUAAAAUUAGUUUCGUUUAGUUUUAUUUAAAUGUCGGUCAGUCAAACAGUAGUCUGUGGAAUGUAAUGAUACUGCAGGGGUGUGAAAAUACAAUCAAUCAACAAAUUAUUGUACAUAGUAAACAUAGUAGAUUUUUGCAUUUUAUAUGUAUAUUUAAGGAUUGUCUGUUAUUUCUUUUAUGUUUAUUGGGGUAUGAACCCCCAAAAAAUCAUCCACAGAUGAACAUAAAAGAAACAACAGACAAUACUUAUAAUUAAAUUUUAAUCAUGC
Molecule: messenger RNA, 3834 nt
Organism: Gigantopelta aegis
Lineage: Eukaryota; Metazoa; Mollusca; Gastropoda; Neomphalida; Peltospiridae
Exons: 5
Coding region: 98-3301 (1067 amino acids)
Biological process (GO): signal transduction
Molecular function (GO): protein binding
Source: RefSeq, a predicted model, not a curated record